GUUAGACUAGGAGCAAGUCAGACUGGGAUUCAGUCUUCACGUCUUGGAUCUGGACCCCUCAUCUCCAUCUGUCCCUUGCUUUCCUCACAUAUUCGGUUGAUUUGGGAACCCAGGGGCGGGGGACACACACAAGCUGAAGCCAUGGAAGAUAAAGAAAAGAAGAGCAAGAAAAGAGGAGUCACCGUGUGCGGCUACCCGCUCAGCAUCUUUUUCAUCGUGGUCAACGAGUUCUGCGAGCGGUUCUCCUACUAUGGCAUGCGAGCUGUACUGGUGUUGUACUUCAAGUACUUCUUGAAGUGGGAUGACGACUUCUCCACAACCAUCUACCACACCUUCGUGGCUCUCUGCUACCUGUCUCCCAUCCUGGGGGCCAUCGUUGCCGACUCAUGGCUCGGAAAGUUCAAGACCAUUGUUUACCUGUCCAUCGUUUACGCGGCGGGUCAGGUCGUCAUGGCCGUCAGUGCCAUCCAUGACAUCACGGAUGGAAACAAGGACGGCACCCCUGACAACAUGGCCUUCCAUAUUGCUCUGUCCAUGGUGGGCUUGCUCCUCAUUGCCCUGGGAACUGGAGGCAUCAAACCCUGUGUGGCUGCUUUUGGAGGGGACCAGUUCAGCGAAGAUCAGGAGAAGCAGAGAAGCACCUUCUUUUCCAUCUUCUACCUGUCCAUCAACGCGGGCAGCCUGCUCUCCACCGUCAUCACCCCCAUCCUCAGAGCUCAGAAAUGCGGCAUUCACACAAAGCAGCAGUGCUACCCGCUGGCCUUUGGAGUCCCCGCAGCUCUCAUGGUGGUCGCCCUGAUCGUCUUCAUUCUGGGAAGCAGUAUGUACAACAAGACGGCUCCAUCGGGCAACAUCAUGGUGAAAGUCUGCAAAUGCAUCUUUUUUGCUAUCAAGAACCGGUUUAGGCAUCGUUCUUCCGCGUACCCUAAGAGGGAACACUGGAUGGACUGGGCCGAGGAGAAAUAUGACAAACUCCUGAUUGCCCAGGUGAAGAUGGUGUUGAAGGUGCUGUUCCUCUACAUUCCCUUGCCCAUGUUCUGGGCUCUCUUUGACCAACAGGGCUCAAGGUGGACUCUCCAGGCCACAACCAUGGACGGUAACUUUGGUUUGAUGGUAAUCCAGCCUGACCAAAUGCAGACUGUCAACCCAAUCCUGAUCCUGAUCAUGGUCCCGGUCGUGGACUUCAUCAUCUACCCGCUCAUUUCUAAAUGCAAACUGAACUUCACUCCAUUGAGGAAAAUGACUGUGGGGAUGUUCCUUGCGGCCCUUGCUUUUGUGGCCGCUGCCCUGGUUCAGCUACAGAUUGAUGCCACCCUUCCUACUUUCCCAUCGAGCAAUGAGCAGCAAGCUAAGUUCAUCAACAUGGUUAACAGAAACUUGAGUAUCGGAGCUGGACAAGAGAAUUUCUAUUUGGGGGCUUUUGAGGGCAGACAGGAUUAUCUGACAUAUACGGAACCGUUUCCCCUGACAAUAAAUUCUGGUUCCCCCAAUCUAAUCAGUUUACCAGAUGGCACGCGCAACACCAUCGUCAUUGUUGAAGAAGGUCCCGUAUUCGGGCAUAUAACUUUCCAGGAUAUCGUCGCAAAGCCAGAGGAGGGCGCCAACGCUAUCAGAUUUUUCAACGGUUAUGGCUCCGUUUUGAAUAUAACCGUAGGUGACCAAGAGUACGGGGACAUUGUACCCAAUAACAUGUCCAUAUUCAUCAAUGUGCCACAGGGGACAGGCAAGUUCUCCAUCAAGAAUAAUGGCGGGAUUGAAUGUGUCUUCAGUCGAAAGUUUGGCUUUGGCAGUUCCUACACUUUCCUCAUCCCACCGAACUUCGUAUUUGGAGAAAAUUGUGGAGAGAGCAUCAAGGAGGUCGAGAACAUCAAGCCCAACUCCAUCCACAUGGCCUGGCAGAUCCCUCAGUACUUCCUCAUGACCUCAGGAGAGGUGGUCUUCUCCGUCACAGGGUUGGAGUUCUCCUAUUCGCAGGCCCCGUCCAACAUGAAGUCGGUGCUGCAGGCUGGUUGGCUGCUAACUGUUGCAGUAGGAAACAUCAUUGUGCUGAUUGUUGCAGAGGCUGCCACACUUCCAGAUCAGUGGGCUGAAUACAUCCUCUUUUCCUCUUUGCUGGUGUUGGUGUGCAUAAUCUUUGCCAUCAUGGCCUAUUUCUAUACGUACACCGAUCCGGCCAAGAUAGAGGCCCUUUUCGCCAACCCGGAGCCUGAAGAUAAGGAGAAGAAGAACUUGGAAAUGACCAAGAAGGACAUGGCUGAGAAACAUGAGAGAAGGAGUUCUGAUACCAGCUCUGAUGAGGAGGAUGGCAAACAGACCAACUUCUAAAUCAAGACCUCUUCCGGGCGUUACGAAUACGAAAGUUGCAGGACUCUGUUGGUCAUGUCUAAGAAUGUCUGUGAAUGUCUGUCCCUUUUCAUCACAGAAACCGGGAGUUAGACUGGAGGUAUGACCAGAUUGGGAUGGGGAAUCUGAAGCUGGUGGAGAAAAGCAAAUGAUCAGCGCUAGUGUAGGAUUUUAUUAGGACCAGUCUCCAGAUCCCAGCCUAAAAUCUAAAGAGAACACGCUAUUUUGACGAAGAUGCAUGUGCUGACUGUAAUUUCUGACCAGUCUUUUGUGCAAUUCACUCAAAAACAUUCCAAUGUUUGUAUUUAUUUCCAAACACAGUAUUGUAUGUAUAUUAAACUGUUGAUCUUUCAUAGUUGGCUAGAAAUGCUCCAC
Fundulus heteroclitus (mummichog) is the source of this 2718-nucleotide messenger RNA. RefSeq names its product solute carrier family 15 member 1b (gene slc15a1b). Gene Ontology annotation, biological process: oligopeptide transport; transmembrane transport. Gene Ontology annotation, cellular component: membrane. Lineage: Eukaryota; Metazoa; Chordata; Actinopteri; Cyprinodontiformes; Fundulidae. Gene Ontology annotation, molecular function: dipeptide transmembrane transporter activity. The transcript has 23 exons. The coding region runs from base 142 to 2325 and encodes 727 amino acids. The record is from RefSeq and is a predicted model, not a curated record.